Messenger RNA from Bipolaris zeicola 26-R-13, 174 nucleotides. RefSeq lists its product as uncharacterized. The record is from RefSeq and is a predicted model, not a curated record. NCBI's taxonomy places the organism in Eukaryota, Fungi, Ascomycota, Dothideomycetes, Pleosporales, Pleosporaceae. The annotation marks the transcript as partial. The transcript has a single exon.
ACUCCAACAAACCAUCCCACCCAAAUGUGUAUACAAGUUGAAAGGAAAGCGCCCCUUCCAUACCACCCCAGUUAUCCUCCCUCAUCCCUCCAACGCCCCCUAAACCACCCAACUCCCGAUUCUCCCUUUUCUUCCCUGCACCGAGAACAACAACAACAACAACAACAACAAUAA